This is a messenger RNA of Adineta steineri, 741 nucleotides long. NCBI's taxonomy places the organism in Eukaryota, Metazoa, Rotifera, Eurotatoria, Adinetida, Adinetidae. The record is from the annotation of a GenBank genome assembly.
AUGAUAUGCAGACCUGUAAUGAUGGUUUUAUAUCUUCUUUGGAUUGUUAUUUCCGGUCAAGAAAAAGAUUGGAUUCGCAAGGCAAAAGAAUCAGCGGAACAAGAUCGAAUGAAUAUGGAUCAUCAAAUGCCGAAUGAGUUUAUUCAAGGAAAUGCUGUAACUGCAAGAAUAUGUCCACCAUCAUUUAUACUUCGUUCAGCAUUUCUAUUACAAUUUUGGAUAUUUUAUUGGAAAUUAUCACGUGAACGUAUCAAGUUAUCACGAACAAUUCCAUUUACUCUCACAGACCCUGGUGAAGAGGUACCAUAUACUGCUAAAAUAAUUCCAGUUUUAACAGAAAAUAUUAAUUUGUUUAAAAAAAAUAAUAAUGAUAUAAAUAUAAAACCAAUCAAUUUACGUUCCUUAUUAAAAGAAGGACGAUAUUUAGUAAUUAAUUUUGAAGCACAUGCAUCAGAUGGAUGGAAAUUUGAUCAUCCACAAUUCAGUUUUAUUGCAAAUCAUCAAGAUAUAAAAGAUCGAUUAGAUGCAGUUAAAAUUCUGAUGGAUAUGGGAAACAUUACUAAAGAAAAUAAAAUUGAUGUUUAUUGUGAUACAAUGGAUGAUCAUACAAAUCAUUUAUUUUAUGGAUGGCCAGAAAGACUUUAUAUUUUAUAUGAUGAAAAGAUUUUCUAUCGUGGAGGAGAAGGACCACAUGAAUAUUCAGUUCCUUCAUUAGCUUAUUUUUUAAAACACAAUAUCUAA